AUGACCGACCGACCGCAAAAUCUCACACUUACCGAAGUCAUUCUGCCUCCGGAACACCUCAAAAUCGCCUCGCGCAACCCGGAAAACCACCCGGUCUCCGUGAUCCAGCGCAUCGCGGCCCAGCCCUACCUCGAUCCAGCAUCUACCACCACCAGUCGCCGUCGACCAGCCUUUAUCUGUGGACCCAUGGUGCGCUACUCCAAGCUCCCAUUUCGCGAAAUUGUGCGCCAUCAUAAUGCCGACAUUGUCUACACACCUAUGAUUCUUGCUCGUGAGUUUGUGCGCCACCCCUUUGCGCGUGACUCGGACUUUAGCACAAACGCGGCCGACGCGCCAGUCAUUGCACAGUUUGGCGCAAACAACCCCAAGGACCUUGUGCGCGCAGUCCAGCUUAUUCGCCCAUAUGUUGACGGAAUCGGACUCAACUGUGGGUGUCCCAUUAAGGAUCAAGUCCGUGAGGGCAUUGGUGCCGCACUCAUGACCAAACCUGAUCUUGUUGCAGAAAUGGUGGCCGCCGUUAAAGCUGAGUUUGGCCCUGGGUUUUGUGUUGAAGUCAAAAUUCGUAUCCACAAAGAUCUCAAAGAUACCGUCGCCAUGGCAUGCAAAGCUGAAGCUGCAGGUGCAGAUUUUAUCACCGUCCAUGGGCGACAGAAAACUACGCGCUCGUCACAACCCGCCGAUUUUGAGGCCAUCAAACUCGUCAAACAAAGCGUAAGCGUCCCCGUGGUGGCCAACGGUGAUGCGUUUAGCGUCGAGGAUGCUCUUUACAUAGCCGAUGUCACUGGAUGUGACGGUGUCAUGGCGGUACGCGGGAUUCUCGCCAACCCUGCCAUGUUUGAUUUGGCAAGCUACAAGCGCCGGACGCUAUGGUAUCAGCAGCCCCAAAACAAGGAUUUACGGAAGCCAGCACGCAGAUUAAGUCAAUCCAAUAUUACCAAGUUCCCCUUUGGUCGUCAUACAAAUGAUCCCCAAGGAUCUCAAACCCAACUAUCACAAAAACAACUGGUUCUUAAUGCUGUUAUCCCCACAGAGUCCCAGCUAUUAGUUGAUGGGCUGCCUGUUCUAAGCACAGACCUUAAGAACGUGACGCCGUGGGCCACCGUUGAACGGUUUUGGGACCUAGUAACUGCUUACGGGUUACCGUUCCGUGUUGCACAGCAUCACUUUUCCGAAAUGCUUGAGGGCUCUGUGACCAAGCGCCAGAAAAAAAUUAUGAAUGAUACCCACAACAUGGCCGAGCUGUUGGCGUGGUUCGAUUCACGGUUGGAUUUACGACGACCAAAGGAGCCAGGCUUUGGAGAGCACAGAGAGUUCCCCUGGCGUGAGGAGUUUUUGGAACGCGAGAGCCAGGAGAUAAUAGAAGAGGAAGGAAAAGAAGAAGAAGAAGAAAAAGCGGAAAAGAAAAAAAUCACUGAACUGGCGGAGGAUUUGGAGAAGCUGGCGGUGGCUUGA
Messenger RNA from Magnusiomyces paraingens, 1452 nucleotides. RefSeq lists its product as uncharacterized. The record is from RefSeq and is a predicted model, not a curated record. The transcript has a single exon. Lineage: Eukaryota; Fungi; Ascomycota; Dipodascomycetes; Dipodascales; Dipodascaceae. Gene Ontology annotation, molecular function: tRNA dihydrouridine synthase activity; flavin adenine dinucleotide binding. The coding region runs from base 1 to 1452 and encodes 483 amino acids. Gene Ontology annotation, biological process: tRNA processing.